CAUAUAAGUACAGGGAGAGAGCAGGGCCAUCUGCAGCGCUCCGCGUUCCAGCGCCCGCGGCCACGCAGCCAGACGCAGCCAGCGAGCCUUCCCUGCUUCACCACCACUGCUUCAGCUGAUAACAGAGAUGAUAAUAUAAAAGCAUUUAUUUAAAGAACUGAAAGGCUGUCCAACUGCAAAGUAAUAACUAAUGGAUAAAACAGAGAAGGCAGAAGACUUGACACUAACCAAUCACCCAGGUAAAGAGGAAGCCCUGCGCCUGAGAAUGGAAAGCACUCUAGACCUUUAACGCCUUCACGAAUAGCACAACAGUCGAACCCAGAAAGGAAUAAACUUAUUAUAAGAUGUUCAACUCAAGUACAAACUCAUCGGAAAACAACUGCAGCCACAGCACAGUAGUAACUAAGAAAGUCAUUCCACUGGUUUACUGUUUAAUUUUCAUAGGAGGACUCUUGCUGAACAGUAUGGCAGCAUGGAUCUUCCUGUACGUUUCUAGCAAGAAGAGCUUCAUCAUCUAUCUCAAAAACAUUGUCAUUGCCGACCUUUUAAUGAGCCUGACAUUUCCUUUCAAAAUUCUGGCCGAUUCGGAAAUUGCACCUCCACAGCUCAACACUUUUGUGUGUCGAUACUCUGCUGUUGUUUUUUAUACAAACAUGUAUAUUGGAAUAACGUUUUUUGGCCUCAUAGGUUUUGACAGAUACUACAAAAUUGUAAAGCCUUUAUUUACCUCCGUUGUUCACACAGUUAACUAUAGCAAGGCUAUCUCCAUCAUCAUAUGGCUACUGUUAAUAUUUUUAUCACUUCCAAAUAUGAUUUUGACUAAUGAAAUUACUAAAGCAAAUUAUUCCAGAAAAUGUAUAAGUCUUAAAAGUGAGCUUGGCAGACAGUGGCAUAAGGUGUCAAGCUAUAUUUCCAUAGGAAUUUUCUGGGUUGUGUUUCUUCUGUUAAUUGUUUUUUACACCUCAAUAUCAAAAAAGAUAUAUAGCUCCUAUAAAAAGUUCAGAAAGAACUCAGACAUGACCAAGAAAAAAACCAGUCGUAAUAUAUUCAGUAUCAUGUUUGUAUUCAUCAUUUGCUUUGUACCAUACCACCUCUGCAGAAUACCAUACACUCUAAGUCAAACUAGCUCCCGAUUCAACUGCCAGUCAACAAAAGCUCUCUUCUAUGCAAAGGAGUUCACGCUCAUCUUAUCUUCUGCAAACGUGUGCCUUGAUCCCAUUAUUUAUUUUUUCCUCUGCUUGCCCUUUAGAGAAAAGCUGUAUCAAAAACUGCAUUGCAAGCUGAAAACUUCAGGUGAGGUUGAAAUUUCUAAACCCAGAAGGUCAAACACUCUUCGGGAAAGUAUAAACAUUGUGUAAGGUCAGACGGGUAAAAAUAACGCAUGCUUUUCAAGGAAGACUGCAAAUGUCUCAAAAAAGAAACUGAACAAAUGAGAAUCUGCAAAAAAGGUUUUGGCAUAAAAUACCAAUUAACAGUUCUCUGUAUAAAAACAUUAUUGCUUACUACCACUAUAUUUACUACUGGCUACUUCAGCUGAUGAUACGGUUGUAUUACGGUGUGAUAUGACCUAUGUGGAUCUCAAAAGGAGAGAGGAAUAACUGGAACAAAAAAUCGUGGAGCUCCAGGCUACGGUCCUCAGAAAGGAUUAUCCAACAGACCUAGCAAUCAAACUGAUUUGCUUUUGUUUUGUAUGAAGCCAGGCAUGAGCACAAACCCGCCCGAAGGGGCUGCGAACAGCUGAUUGUCCAUCUCCAUUGGAACAGAUUCCUCAGAAGCAACACUACAAAGUUCACCACAAGUCUGUCUGAUUUGGCCUCUACCAGCCGAUAAAAGGGUACUGAGACCCUGAGGGAAGAUCUCUCAUGCAUUUACAAGCUCACAAAGCAAAGCACCAGAGACAACGCACAGCUCAUUUCCAACAACUGCAAAAAAAGAUUGA
Messenger RNA from Struthio camelus australis, 1939 nucleotides. RefSeq names its product purinergic receptor P2Y14 (gene P2RY14). The record is from RefSeq and is a predicted model, not a curated record. Gene Ontology annotation, cellular component: membrane. Gene Ontology annotation, biological process: G protein-coupled receptor signaling pathway. Gene Ontology annotation, molecular function: G protein-coupled purinergic nucleotide receptor activity. NCBI's taxonomy places the organism in Eukaryota, Metazoa, Chordata, Aves, Struthioniformes, Struthionidae.